CCUCCAAAUAGAUAUACCGCGGAUCCUGGAGGUACACUCCCUUUUACUGCUUCUCCUGCGUUCCUUCGUAGUAAACUCCUCAUUUGUUGUCAAGUUCAUCGGUUGUUACUGGCAAGACUCUGAAAUGCAUAUGGAGCCUAUGAAUGUUGGACUGGUUAACAUUCCAGUGAACUUGGAGCUUGUGAGCACAGAGGCAAUGGAUGCAGAAACAUUACCAAUAACUACAAGACGCAGGAGAAAGAAAUCAAUGGUCUGGGAACACUUCACUGUUGAAGUUGUAUCUGGUGGACAUACUAAAGCUCGCUGCAAAUUAUGCAAGAAAACCUUUGCAUACAGAAAUGGUUCUAAGGUAGCAGGUACUAGCCAUCUUAAGAGGCACGUUUCACUGGGUUCCUGUCCUAAGAUUAGGAAUGAAAGGCAAAAACUUCCAUUAACUUCCGCUACAAAAAUUGAGGGUGACACAACUGAUCCACCCAAAAGACGCUGUAGAACAUCUAGCAUGCUCAAUGCUUUUGAUCAGGAACAUAGUUGCACAUGCCUUGCAAAGAUGAUAAUAUUACAUGAGUACCCACUACAUAUGGUUGAAAACUCCGCAUUUGUGUCCUUUGUUCAGAGUCUGCAAUCACAACUUAACAUUUUUUAUGCUAAUACGAUGGAAGGUGAGAUCUUAUCUAUAUACCGCAAAGAAAAACAAAGUAUCAUGCAUACCUUCCAGAUCAUGCCCUGGGAGGAUCAGUCUAACUGUAGGACUGUGGACAACCAGUCAGACUCUUGGUUAUAUUUGCCUCAGUGGCCAAUUCAUUGACAGUGAGUGGAAGUUGCAUAGAAGAAUGCUUAAUUUCUUUAUGGUAUCCUCGCCUCAUUCUGAAAAUGCCCUGAGUGUGGCAAUUAGUAUUAGUCUUUCAGAUUGGAAUAUGAAGAGUAAGUUGUUCAACAUCACUUUAGACAAUAACUGUUCGUCGCAUGACAUCUAUGGUGUUAAUCUCAGAGAUCAUCUUUCUAACAAGAAUGCCCUUAUGCUGAAAGAGAAAAAAAUUGAUGAAAUUGCCUCGCAAACUGGAAUUCCUGUCGCAAAGGUUCUUUCUCUUGAUGUUACAACUCUGUGGAACACAACUUACCAUAUGUUAGUUGCUUCGUUGGAGUACAGACAUGCAUUCACUUUCUUAGAGACCUGUGAUGACAACUACAAUGAAGCACUAACAGAUGAUGACUGGAAGAAGGUGACUGUCGUGUGCACAUUCUUGAAACUUUUGUACGACUCUGCAAACACUGUCAUGACAACAUUAGAUCACACUGCAGAUAUAUUUUUCCAUGAAGCGUGGAAAAUCCAGCUAGAGUUGACUAAUGCAAUUUCAAGCGAGGACACAAUUGUGAGCAGCAUAGCUAAGAAGAUACAUGAAACGUUUGACAAGUAUUGGAAAGAUUGCAGCCUUGUUUUGGCAAUUGUUGUGGUUGUGGACCCGCGCUUUAAGCUGAAGCUUGUUGAGUUUUGUUUUUCCAAGAUUUAUGGUGAAGAUUCUGCUAAAUACGUUAAAGUAGUUAAUGAUAGUAUUCAGAAAUUAUAUAUAGAGUAUACUGAUCAGCAAAUUUGGAAGGGGAACCAUGGUCAUAUACAUGUGUUCACUCGUGUACCAUCUAUCCAUGUCACCUUUGCACAAGCGGGAUGCAAUCUCGUCCUCUAUACUGGAUACUUAGCUAAGGUAGCAUCCAGCACUGCCUGUUAUCUCUGUCCAACUGCUCGUGUGUCCACAUCAUCACUGUUCACGCUAUGUCCUGUAUCCAACAAGCAGGUUCCCCGCACCUCCUCCAUGUCUCUCGCAUCUCCCAUGUGUGUUGUGAGUCUCCAGUGA
Molecule: messenger RNA, 1850 nt
Organism: Zingiber officinale
Lineage: Eukaryota; Viridiplantae; Streptophyta; Magnoliopsida; Zingiberales; Zingiberaceae
Product: zinc finger BED domain-containing protein RICESLEEPER 1-like
Exons: 4
Coding region: 561-1850 (429 amino acids)
Molecular function (GO): DNA binding
Source: RefSeq, a predicted model, not a curated record